UCCUUAUUUUCAACCAAACCCUCUCUCUCUCUCUCUCUCUCUCUCUCUCUCUCUCAAUUGCUGCGAAAGGAAAGCGGAAAGGAAUCGCAGUUCGAAAGUGGAAACGAAAGGCGUUGUAUGAUUGAGGUCCAAACGAUGCAGCAGCAGAAACAGCUAGAGGGAGAAGAACCUUCUUCUUUUUCUUCUCAUAGUAAGCCAUCGCCUUCUCCAAGUUUUAGCAGCUACUCUUCUGAAACACUCGCCGAAAUCGCAGCCAGAGUCAUCGAAGAGCUCCGCAGAGACCCUCAUUCCGUCACCGACGAAGACGACGCGCUUUUCCCUGCAUGGCAAAACGACGACCACAGCUUCCCUGCUCCAAACGACGACGACCAACCCGAAAACGACGAUUUCGAGUUCUCCUUCGUUCCCAGAGACUUAUCUUCUCCCGUCUCGGCUGACGACAUUUUCUACAACGGCCAGAUCAGACCCAUGUACCCAAUCUUCGACCGCAACCUCCUCUUCGACGCACCCGCUCCCCCAAACGACACCGCUCCGAAUAAUAAAAACGAUGCGACGACGAGACGGCGUCGUCUUCCCCUGAGGAAACUAAUGUUCGAGGAAGGCGAAACGGCGUCGUGUUCGUCUUCAACAGACGAGAGUGUUGACCUGGAGGGUGUGGCGGAAGGGACAUACUGCGCAUGGACCCCAAAUUCGGUUGGGAGGGAGCGAAAGAAGAGUAGCUCCACAGGUUCUGCUUCGAAGCGGUGGAAGCUGCGAGAUUUGCUUCUGAGGAGCCAUAGCGAUGGAAAGGACAAGCAACAAGUGGUGUUUCAGAUUCCGACCAAUAAAGAGGCUAAAAGCAGAACCGUGGGAACGGUGGGUAAGGAACACGGAGACCACAACAAGAGGAAGUCUUUCUUACCUUACAGACCAGAAUUGGUUGGACUUUUCGCCAAUGUCAAUGGCCUUGGUCGGAAUUUGCGCCCAUUUUGAUUCUUAUUUUUCAACCAUAAUUAAUUAAACAAUCAUUAAUUAUAUUUCCCUUUUUCUUUUUUUAAUCGAUUUAUUUUUAUGCCUCGUGCUUUAUUAGUCAUUACUUCAAUCUGGUGUUUCUCUUUGUUUUGUCUGUUUUUGGGCCGGGUAUCUUGUAAGUAAUGCCGAUGAGAUGUAUUUAUUCUUUUUAUGUAAAUUUUCUGAUUUUUUUCUCUCGUUCAGAUUGAAUGUUUCUUCUAUUUGUUAUGGACUUUUAAGAAAUUUAUGGUGGGGUUAGUUUGUAUUUGAAAUGGUAUGCGAGUGGAAUUUGUAUGAAUUAAGCUGACGAAAAGGAUAUGGAUUAAUUUUCGGCUUCAUCUUAGUGGGUGGGUUUCUUAAUUGAUAAAGUAUACAAUAUAUUAUGAGUAUAUAAUUUCUCUU
Abrus precatorius (Indian licorice) is the source of this 1392-nucleotide messenger RNA. RefSeq lists its product as uncharacterized. The record is from RefSeq and is a predicted model, not a curated record. NCBI's taxonomy places the organism in Eukaryota, Viridiplantae, Streptophyta, Magnoliopsida, Fabales, Fabaceae. The transcript has a single exon. Bases 118 to 972 code for a protein of 284 amino acids.